Oikopleura dioica is the source of this 621-nucleotide messenger RNA. NCBI's taxonomy places the organism in Eukaryota, Metazoa, Chordata, Appendicularia, Copelata, Oikopleuridae. The record is from the annotation of a GenBank genome assembly.
AUGAAACUAUUUUUGGGUCUCUUUUCCGCCGCCGUCUUGGCUCAAGAAAAUCAAGAAGAAGAGGGAAGAAAGGUUCCAUAUAGAACUCCGAUUCAGCGACUCGAGACUUUGAACGAGUUCGGAAUUGAAUGGACCAACGCAAAUUUGAGCCCUAACCAAGCCGAGCGAUGGGCCCGAAAAAUUACCAACAACUCGGAGCGAAUGCGCAAGCGAUUCUCAAUCUGCGGCUUUUUUGAUGUUCAUAUCGAGCAUGGUGGACCUGCUCCGGAGUACAGAAAGCGACGAGAAGUCGGAGAAAUUGACGCUCCUGCUGAGCAAGAACAAGUGGAACAGGCCGCUGCUGCUGAAGAGGAUGAUCUUCUCACCGUCAGAUAUGACACCAACAACCCUCUGAUCGGCCUCCGACAAAUCUUCACAGGCUACCGAAAAUGGGCGCUUCGAUACAUUGCAGACUGCCCUCUUCAGCCAGAAUUGCAGGUCAACCGCGCUAACAAAUGGGAAGAAAAGCUCAAGGAUCUCUACAAGAAGAACCUCGGCCUCACCACCACCACAACCACCACUACUACGACUACCACCACCCGUAAAAAGGGCGGCAAGGGCGGAAAGAAGAAUCGAUAUUAG